This is a messenger RNA of Humulus lupulus (European hop), 549 nucleotides long. RefSeq lists its product as uncharacterized. Gene Ontology annotation, molecular function: zinc ion binding. The record is from RefSeq and is a predicted model, not a curated record. The transcript has a single exon. NCBI's taxonomy places the organism in Eukaryota, Viridiplantae, Streptophyta, Magnoliopsida, Rosales, Cannabaceae. Bases 1 to 549 code for a protein of 182 amino acids.
AUGAAUAUCCAUGCAAAGUUCAAAACUGACCAUUGCCAUGAAGAAUUCUUCCUUGCAGCGAAAGCUUAUAGAAAGCGAGAGUUUUUACGCCAUUUUGAGAAGAUUAAAUUCAAAGAUCUUGCAAUUGCUCAAUACUUAGAGAAUCAAGUGGGUUUUGAAAAGUGGGCCUGUUCUUUCUUUCCUGGUCAUCGAUAUAAUUUAAUGACUACAGGUAUUGCCGAAAGCUGGAACAAUGUCAUUGCUGAGGCACGUGGGUGGCCAAUUACUUGUCUCAUGGAAUUUAUGAGGCACACUUUACAAAAAUGGUUUUUCGAGCGUCGAACUGCAGCAUCAGCGGCUACAGGUCCUCUUGCCACUGAAGUGGAAGCUGAUUUGCGAAAGUUAGCAGACAAGUCCACUACCUCAUUCCCUUUUCCGUCUAGUCAAUAUGAAAUAAUAGUAUUGGAUGGUGAUCUUGAUGGAGAUGUCGACCUGAGGAGGAAAACAUGUAGUUGUAGAAGAUUUGAUUUGACAGGUCUUCCUUGUGAACACACUCUAGCUGGUGCUUGA